AUGUUUGGUCACUCCCAUCCAGUGAUUACAAACGCGAUGCAUGCUGCAAUUGACAGCGGCUUUGCCUUGGGUGGAGUAAUCAAAUUCGAAGGACGUCUCGCCCAGCUAUUUUGCUCUCGCUUUGCCAGCAUUGAUAAGAUCCGUUUUUCCAAUUCGGGAACGGAAGCAAACCUUACAGCUUUAGCACUGGUCAAGGCAUAUACAAAAAGAAACACGAUAAUUGUCUUCAUGGGAGGUUACCACGGCGGAUUAGCGAUCUUCGGAAAGGAUGGUAAAGUGACAGCCAAUGUCAUGAAUGCACCCCACAACUUUGUGGUCGCUCCCUACAACGACCUUAAUGCUUUUGAUGAGCUUGUAGAAAAGUACAAACAUGAUUUAGCUUGCAUUUUCCUCGAAUUGAUGCAGGGGUCCUCUGGUUGUUUGCCUGCCGAUAUAGACUUCAUCAAGGCAACUCGAGCAAAAGCGACAGAAGUGGGUGCCGUCCUGAUGUUUGACGAGGUGAUGACAAGCCGGAUGUCAACCGGUGGCCUACAGAAGCUUCUUGGAGUCUGUCCCGACAUGACGACAUUGGGGAAAUAUUUCGGUGUUGGUGGACAGAACUUUGGGGCCUUUGGUGGGAGGGACGAUAUUAUGAGCAUCAUCGAACCUGGACAUCCUGGUGGCGCAUACCACAGUGGAACGUACAACAAUAAUGUUACCACAAUGGCUGCUGGGGUAGCGGUCCUGGAGCAGGUCUGGACUGAGACAGCUGCCUCUGAUUUGUACGCCAUGGGAGAGUGGCUACAAAAGGAAAUCAAGGAGGUAUCAACAGAGGCAGGUUCGAUAUUGCGAGUUACUGGAAUUGGCAGUCUGAUAACACUGCAUUUCGGCACCCAAGAUGUUCGUUCGGCGGCCGAUGUGCAGGAAGGUCUGACGGAUUUGAAGGAGCUCUUUUUCUUCGACAUGCUGAGCAAAGGAUUUUUCCUGGCCCAGCGAGGAAUGAUAAGCUUGAUGACGGUGACAACCAAGGCCGAAUUACAGAGUUUCGUAGGAGCGGUACAGGAGUUUCUCGUUGAGCGGAGAGACCUCGUACGUUAA
Molecule: messenger RNA, 1077 nt
Organism: Cadophora gregata
Lineage: Eukaryota; Fungi; Ascomycota; Leotiomycetes; Helotiales; Ploettnerulaceae
Exons: 1
Coding region: 1-1077 (358 amino acids)
Molecular function (GO): transaminase activity; pyridoxal phosphate binding
Source: RefSeq, a predicted model, not a curated record